AUGGAAGUCAAAGAGAGCUGGAGCAGCAGGCGGCAAGUAGAGCUUUUCUUGUUAGUCACUUUGUUCUGCCAGGCACUGUCUGAAGAGGCUCGGUAUUCGAUUCCUGAGGAAAUGGAGAAGGGCUCUCUUGUGGGGAAUCUGGCCAAGGAUUUGAGUCUGGACAAGAGAGACUUGGUGAAUAGGAAGCUCCGUAUUCUCUCUGCUGCUAAUGCACAGUUCUUUACAGUGAAUGGGAAACAUGGAGACAUCUAUGUAAGAGACAGAAUAGAUCGGGAGGAUAUUUGCGGAAAGUUGCCACAUUGUGUCCUCAAUUUUGAAAUUGUGGUUGAAAAUCCUUUGAAUGUUUUCCAUGUCAGGGUCACCAUAGAGGACAUUAAUGAUAAUGCACCCCGGUUUUUAAAAGACAAUAUCGAGCUAGAAAUAAGUGAAUCCAGCUUGCCUGGAGCAAUCUUUGCUCUUGGAAACGCUGAUGAUGCUGAUGUUGGGAUAAAUUCUCUCCAGAAUUACCAGCUGAGCCCCAAUCAGUACUUCACCCUGGAUGUUAAAGAAAGCCCAGAUGGAAAUAAAUAUGCUGUAUUAGUGCAAAGCAAGCCACUAGAUCGGGAAAGCGAAGAUUGUCUCCAUUUGAUCCUUACAGGCCUGGAUGGGGGAGAGCCACUGAAAACUGGGACAGCCCAUAUACGGAUAAAUGUCACUGAUAUUAAUGAUAACCCCCCAGUCUUUACUCAAGAAGUCUAUAAAGCCAGCAUAAAAGAGGGUGCACCAAAAGGAUGUUCAGUAAUACAGGUCAAAGCCUCUGACAGAGAUGAAGGUUCCAAUGCACAAAUAAGUUACAGCUUCAGCAACAUCCCAGCUAAAACCAGUCAGAAAUUUAGCCUGGAUUCAGAAAGCGGGGUAAUUACGCUUAAGGAGACCUUGGACUUUGAAGAGUCAACCAGCUACAUGAUGUUAGUAGAAGCCAAAGAUGGUGGUGGACUGUUGACACAUAGCAAGGUGGAGGUUGUGGUUGUCGAUGAGAAUGACAAUGCGCCAGAGGUUGAGCUCAUGUCCAUCUUCAGCCCAGUCCCUGAGGACUCUCUGCCAGGCACUGUCAUUGCUUUGAUCAAGGUGGAAGAUAGAGAUGAAGGAGAUAAUGGGAAGACUGCCUGUUCAAUACAAGCAAAUCUGCCUUUUCAGAUGCUGUUAUCGAAUAACAAUUAUUACAAACUUCUCACAGAGGGUGCCCUAGACAGAGAGAAAACCUCACAAUACAACAUUACCAUCACAGCCACUGACAAAGGGAGCCCACCCCUUUCCACACACAGAACAAUCUCACUGCAGGUUUCAGACAUCAACGACAACCCCCCUGCCUUUGAAGAUUCUUCCUACAAUCUUUUUGUGCCAGAAAACAACCCUUCAGGUGCCUCCAUUUACACCGUCAGAGCCUCAGACCCAGAUGAGGACCGCAACUCAAGGAUCACUUACUCCAUCCUCUCCAGCAACAUCGAAGAUCUGCCUCUGUCCUCUUAUGUGUCCAUUAACUCUGAGACUGGCACCAUCUACGCACAGCGUUCCUUCGACUACGAGCAGUUCCGUGAGUUUCGGGUUCAAGUGAAGGCCCAAGAUGGUGGGUCUCCCCCUCUCAGCAGCAACGUCACGGUGUGGGUGUUUGUUCUGGAUCGGAACGAUAACAGCCCCCGGAUCCUGUAUCCUUCCAAAGGAGCUGAGGGCUCGGCCUCGUUUGAGAUGAUUCCUAACUCAGCAGAGUCAGGCUAUCUGGUGACCAAGGUGGUGGCUGUGGAUGCUGACUCUGGACACAAUGCCUGGAUUUCCUAUCAUCAGCUUCAGGCUCCUGAUCCAGCUCUUUUCACCAUUGAGCUACACACUGGUGAGGUCAGGACAGCACGGGCCUUUAUGGAAAGAGAUGCUGUGAAACAAAAGCUCCUCAUUUUAGUGAAGGACAACGGAAGUCCUUCUCUUUCUACCACCGUUACCUUGAACCUGGUGUUUGCCGAGAACUUUCAAGAGGCUCUUCCAGAAAUGAGCAAACCGUCCAUUGACUCAGCGUCUCAGUCGGACAUGAACACUAUUUUGGUGACCGCCUUAGUUUUAGUCUCAUUCUUAUUUCUUUUUACAGCCCUCACAGUUUUGAUUCUUAAAUGCCGAAGACAAAGAAGCCCAGCUGUGCUUGGAUCCUACAAUCCAGAACUGUAUUCCAGUUUAGGCCACAAGUUUUCCUGCAAUUACAGUCCUGGGACAUUGACCUUGCCCUGUUCCUAUGAGGUAUGCCUGGCCUCCCAGUCAGGGCACAACGAGUUUGCCUUUCUGAAGCCAAACCCAGGGGCUGCCACAGACAGUCUUAUUACUACAGAUGACUCUGGAAUUGGGAAUGAAUCUGAAUCUCUGGGUGACAAUCUCAGCUCCAGUACCAGGAUACAGGAGUGA
Molecule: messenger RNA, 2424 nt
Organism: Eublepharis macularius
Lineage: Eukaryota; Metazoa; Chordata; Lepidosauria; Squamata; Eublepharidae
Product: protocadherin gamma-B1-like
Exons: 2
Coding region: 1-2424 (807 amino acids)
Biological process (GO): homophilic cell-cell adhesion
Cellular component (GO): plasma membrane
Molecular function (GO): calcium ion binding
Source: RefSeq, a predicted model, not a curated record